CCUCUCAGCAGCAUCAGCUAGCUUCUUCUAUUUUUUUUUUCUUGCUUCCGAGUUAUGAUCUGUUUGGUUCUUCGUCUUCGAUUUGCAGCAACAAUCUUCCAUGGAUAGGCAGAAACAACAGCUCUUCGACACCAUAGCUAGCUCCAACUACUUCCUCUUCGGUUUCUACUGCUGGGAUUGGGAAUUCCUCACCGCUCUCCUCCUCUUUAGUUGCUCCAUCUGAACAAUCCAACCUCUCCACCCUAGCUGAUUUUGAUUCCAGUCUCCCACAAUUUCAAUUUCUUUUAGCUAGCUCUCUCUCAGAUUACCAGUACAGGAACCAAAAACAGAGUUCCGCCUCUUUCCUUUUUCUUUGUAUAGAUUUGACUUUGUUCACAGAGUUUUCCCCAAAAAUUUCCGGGGGGAUCUUGGUGAGGGUGGGGGGGAAAAAAAUGGCGCAGAGAUCGGUGCCGGCGCCGUUUCUGACGAAGACGUACCAGCUGGUCGACGAUCCGGCGACCGACGAUGUGAUUUCGUGGAGCGAGACAGGGGCGACGUUCGUGGUGUGGAAGACGGCCGAUUUCGCCAAGGAUUUGCUGCCUAACUACUUUAAGCACAACAAUUUCUCCAGCUUCGUCCGCCAGCUCAAUACUUACGGGUUUCGGAAAAUCGUGCCGGACAAAUGGGAAUUCGCCAACGACAACUUCCAGCGCGGCCGCAAGGAGCUCCUCUCCCAGAUCCGCCGCCGCAAAUCCGUCACUCCGACGAAAACGGGCGGCGCCGACGGAGAGGGGAAUAGCAACAACGACGGCGACGACGACAACAACAACAACCACUCCGGCGACGACAUGGGUUCCAGCUCGACUUCGUCCCCCGAUUCGAAAAAUCCGGGCUCGACGGUGGAUACAGCGGCGGCGGCGGCGGCGACGACGACGCAGUACGCGGACUUGUCCGGCGAGAACGAGAAGCUGAAGAAGGACAACGAGCUGCUGAGCUCGGAGCUCGCUCAGGCGAAGAAGCAGUGCGACGAGCUGAUUUCUUUCCUGACGGAUUACGUCAAGGUCGGGCCGGAUCAGAUCCACCGCAUCAUGCGCCAAGGUGAAGCCUGCUCCUGGUCCAGCAGCGAUGAGGCUGCGCUGGCCGCCGGCGGUGCGGCGGCGGACGGCGGGCGCCGACGAGGUGAUGAUGACGAAAAUGAGAAAUCGGAGGAAUACGGGGAUAACGACGGCGGAGGCGAGGAGGAAGACAGCGGCGGUAGCGGUCUGAAGCUCUUCGGGGUGCUGCUGAAAUGCAAUGCUGGGAAUAAGAAGAAGAGGGGGCGCUCCGGCGCAGAAAUUGGGUUCGGCGGUGCCGGUCCUCACGCCAAGGAAAUCAAGAUCUGCCACUGAAAGGAAGAUUUGGGUGAAGUGAACGAAUCUGGGCUGGGUGUCCACGGUAGAUUUGGGUGGGCCUGGCCCAUACAGGAUUCGUAGUAUUCGGAUAAAAGUAAAACUAGGUAGGACAAGAAAAAAAGAAAAAUGACGUGA
Messenger RNA from Linum tenue, 1505 nucleotides. The record is from the annotation of a GenBank genome assembly. Lineage: Eukaryota; Viridiplantae; Streptophyta; Magnoliopsida; Malpighiales; Linaceae.